AUCUCUCCAACAACGUUUUGGGAAUUUCUUGAUUGAAAUGGGGUCCUUUCCUUUUCUUUUCAUUGUCUCCAUAUUUUGUUGCAGCUGCUUGAUUCAUGCUCAGCAGCUUUAUGUUGGAAAGGCCACAACAGAUUGCACCAAUCCAGAUACUUCAAAUACUGUUCUUGGGUACUCCUGUAAUGGCCUGGAGAAGAGUUGCCAGGGUUACCUCAUCUUCAGAUCACAGCCCCCUUAUAAUACUGUUGCUUCCAUUUCUUCUCUCAUGUCUUCUAAUUCAUCUCAGCUUGCAGAGAUAAAUUCAGUUCCUGAGAAUGAAACUUUUGAGAUUAACAAGCUGGUGAUUGUUCCUGUCAGCUGCUCCUGUUCUGGUCAGUACUAUCAGGCAAACACUUCUUAUUCUGUAGUCAGUGGAGAUACUGUUCUCGGGAUUGCAAACAACACCUUUCAAGGCCUUUCAACCUGUCAAGCUAUACAGAAUCAGAGUGUUAGUGACCCCCAGAAUCUGUCCGCUGGUACCAGAAUAACAGUUCCUCUUAGAUGUGCUUGUCCAACUAAGAACCAAACUGAUGCCGGUAUUAACUAUCUGUUGAGCUACACAGUUGCUUCUGGUGAUUACGUCUCAAGCAUUAGUGACAGAUUUGGUGCAAAUACUGCAGAGACUCUUGAAGCUAAUGGCCUUUCUGAACAAAACACCAAUAUCUAUCCCUUCACUACCCUUUUAGUUCCCUUGCAGAGGCCACCUACAAGUUCCCAGACCAUAGCCCCUCCUCCUCCACCACCAGCUUCACCUAGUCCUACAUCUCCCCCUAUAGAAAGCUCAAAGAAGACAUGGGUUUAUAUUGUUUCUGGAGUUCUUGCUGGAGGUGCUCUUCUGUUAGUUUGUGGGGUAAUCAUUUUCUGUGUUGUCCCCCGUAAAAGUAAGAAGAAAAUGGAUUCAGUCGUUGUCUCAGGCAAUUUUGAAGCAUGUGAAAAAUCAGAGAAAAAGAAGUUGGAGGAUGAAUCUCUGGACCUCUUGAGUAGUGUAGACAGUAUAGCUCAAUCUCUCAAGGUGUACAGAUUUGAAGAACUGCAAUCUGCAACAGACAAUUUCAGCAACAACUGUUGGAUUAAGGGAUCUGUGUACCGAGGUAUAAUUAAUGGGGAUUAUGCUGCCAUUAAGAAAGUGCAUGGAGAUGUGUCAAAGGAGGUAAAUUUAUUAAACAAGAUCAACCAUUCCAAUCUUAUUCGCCUCUCUGGUCUUUCCUUCAAUGAUGGGAAUUGGUAUCUGGUGUAUGAAUUUGCUGUCAAUGGACCCUUAAGCGACUGGAUCUACCAUAACAAUGGCAAUGGAAAUUACUUGAGCUGGACACAGAGGAUGCAGAUUGCCUUGGAUGUAGCUACAGGGCUUACCUAUCUCCAUAGCUUCACCAAUCCUCCUUAUAUCCACAAGGAUAUAAAAAGCAGCAAUGUUCUCCUUGAUGGUAAUUUCAGGGCAAAGAUAGCGAAUUUUACUCUGGCAAGAUCGACAGCUGGGGAAGAAGGCCAGUUUGCAUUGACCAGGCACAUUGUUGGGACAAAGGGUUACAUGGCUCCUGAGUAUUUAGAAAAUGGUUUAAUCUCUACAAAGCUUGAUGUUUAUGCAUUUGGGGUUCUGUUGCUGGAGAUGAUUACUGGGAAGGAGGCUGCUGCAUUGUCUGGUGAGGGGUAUAUGGACUCAUCAGACAUCCUAAGCAAAGUUCUUGAUGAGGAAAACAAACAGGAGAGCCUAAGGAGUUUAAUCGACCCUGCCAUGCAAGACAAUUAUCCUUCUGAACUUGCCAUGUUUGUUGUGAGACUGAUAACUAGUUGCAUAAAGAAAGAUCCUACAAGUCGUCCAGCAAUGGAUGACGUUGUGCAGUCUCUCUCAAGAACCCUGACUGCUUCAUUAUCAUGGGAAAAUUCAAAUAGCACUUCGGGGAAACAAAGUGCCAGUGGGAGCUAUUGAAGGUGCUGCAGUGGAGAUGGAGUCUUAGAGUAAUUUCCUAGGUCUGCUUUAAAAAAAAAUGUUUUGGAUGACUUCAAACCUUGCCUUCAUUAUCUGCAGCAACAAUUCCCACCCUUGCCCUCAAAUUUCCUUAAGUAUCAAGGAAUUGAAAACAACAGAAGGAUCUUGACCCAGUUAGAGGCAAGAGAGAAAGAAUAGGCCACCCAACUGGUAGGGGCUUCGACGAACUGUCAUCCUAUAGCAACUGGGAAUAAUUGCUGACAGCUACUUGAAAAUUAAGGCUUCAUUUAUACAGGUCAUUUGCAUUCUGAGAGCCUGUCCGUUCCAAAGUAACACCUCAGUUACCCAGAUAACUACGGCAAAUCUUAUAUUAUUUUGCUGACGUAUGAAUGCAUAUGUUUAGAAUUAAUAUUUGCAAAAUUU
Rubroshorea leprosula is the source of this 2386-nucleotide messenger RNA. The record is from the annotation of a GenBank genome assembly. Lineage: Eukaryota; Viridiplantae; Streptophyta; Magnoliopsida; Malvales; Dipterocarpaceae.